This is a messenger RNA of Cladocopium goreaui, 1584 nucleotides long. NCBI's taxonomy places the organism in Eukaryota, Dinophyceae, Suessiales, Symbiodiniaceae. The record is from the annotation of a GenBank genome assembly.
AUGGGGCUGCCACGAUGGCCAGCGGGCUGGCACGAUAUGCUCCAGUACCACUUCUUCUUCGAAGAUAUGUUUGUACAGGCACGGGUCUUCUUGACCCCAAGUGUGGAGGAGCACUCCCUGUGGAUUUUUGACCAUGCUACAGAGAAGCUGGUUGAGUUGCUUGGGCCUGGAGAAGUCAUGGGCAAUGACCCCCGGCUGUGCUUCCUGCAAUUGGACCUCUCUGACUUCGACUCGGUGAAAAAGGCCGCCAAGGACUCCAUGCGGAAUUCUCCCCGGAAGCGGAAGGAUUUGUCUUCAAUGCUGGGGACGAGCAAACUCGAUGCGUUGAUCCUCAACGCUGGGGCACUUAACUUGGAAAAGGCCAGCACCAAGCAAGGCUUGGAAGCCACCAUGGGCGUGUGCCACUUUGGUCAUUUCCUCUUCACCGCUCUGGCCUGGCCCAUGUUGUCCGCGGAGGCACGGAUAGUGCCGGUGUCCAGCGUGGGACACACAUGGACCAAGAAGGGCAUAGACUUUGAGGAUCUCAAUUGGGAAAAGCGGGACUACGACGCCUACGAGGCUUAUUUCCAAGCCAAAUUGGCCAACGUUUACUUCACCAAGGAGAUCGGUCGUCGCUGCGGGGCCAAAAAUCUGAAGAUCACCGCGGUGACGCUGUCGCCGGGCUUUGGCAGAAGCGGGCUCUACCGCGACUUCUCCGGCUGGCAGGAUUAUCUGACCAGCUUUAUCUCUGAAGAGAACGAGAAGCUGUCCAUCAAUACCAUGAGGGCAGCCACAGAUAUGACCUUGAAAAACGGUGACUACUUGGUCCCCAAGCGCUUCGGAUUCUACGGUCCACCGGUGGUCACUCCACCAUCGGAUCUCUCCGAAGAUGUGAACAUCGCAAAGCAGCUGUGGCCUUCAGCUCCUUCAGCUUCGGCUGCGCUUGACAAAGAGAUGCGACAUGUAGCCGUGUUCCCCUUGUCCAGUGGGGCUCUAGCCCCAAGUUUCGAAGGUCAGAACCAAGCAGGAUCUCACUUGGAGGUUUCUGGUCCUCGACUUCAAAUUUUGGAUGGCCCGGGAGGUGGCCAUGUCUCUCUUGGCAAGGACAUGAAGGUGGAAUUCAAGAAUAAGAAUGUUUUCUCUUGGCUGCCUGCUGGGCAGAGUACAGAUGCCGUGAUCCAUCGCCCAGAUUUGGAGCUCUCCAUGACGUAUGGAGGUCGAACACGCCUGGGUCGCGGAUACUCAAAGCGCUACUUUGGGCACUAUGGGCCUCACUGGGGCUACCGAUUCAUCCAGAGCAGCUGGCUGGGCGACAAGUUCUUAUGGACGGCAGAUGCGACCUUUCGCUUGGGCGACGGGGAGGCCAAGUACAACUACUUCAAGUUGCUGGAUAGCAAUGGUCAACUCACUCAAGCAGACAGCCGCGACACCUACCAGCAGGUGGCCAGCAUCACUCCCCUGGGGGAGUGGCUGCAUGACUACAAGGCGGGUGAGACCAACAGUCGCAUGCAGCUGAGGUACUGCAAACUCCGCCUCUCCUGUGGGGAUGAUGCGCCUCUGGAGGGUUAUGCGCUGAACGAGCGCUGCUUCGGAGUCUUGGGCUAG